Molecule: messenger RNA, 3216 nt
Organism: Octopus sinensis (East Asian common octopus)
Lineage: Eukaryota; Metazoa; Mollusca; Cephalopoda; Octopoda; Octopodidae
Product: arf-GAP with coiled-coil, ANK repeat and PH domain-containing protein 2-like
Exons: 28
Coding region: 411-3116 (901 amino acids)
Cellular component (GO): cytoplasm
Molecular function (GO): GTPase activator activity; protein binding
Source: RefSeq, a predicted model, not a curated record
AGUGCUGCUGCUGCUGCUACUACUUGUUAUAGUACCGCUGCUGCUGUUUACUACCGUUAGAUAGUAUAGCUCGGUGUUUGUGAUUCACAAGUAGUAAACAUGGAAGUUGGUAGAUAGGCUUAAUAUUUAUAUUUCACGUCAGUGACAGCCAACAACAACCCCGACGGAAAUCAUUCAUUUAAAUCCAAAUUAAGACCCCCCGCCUUCUCUCUCUAUCUCUACAAUCACAACCAAAAAUUUAUAUCAAGUUUUUUAAAGGAAUCGUCAGUGCGUUAUGUCAUGGUGAUCUGUAGACAACUGUGUUGGCUUCACUAACUUUUUUGACUUUUUUUUUUACCACUGCUGAAACUUUCCAAAAAAAACCGACAACAAAACUUAAUCAAAACCAUUUUUUUCUCUCAACACAAACUAUGAGACCCGUCAUUGAAUUUAGGGAAUGUCUGAAAGACUCACCAUACUUCAGAGCUUCCCUCGAAGAUGCUGAAAAUGAUAUCGAACUACUGGAAGUUAGAUUGGAGAAGCUGGUGAAGCUUUGUUCCAGUAUGAUUGAGACAGGAAAAGCAUUUCAUACUGCAAGCAAUGGCUUUGUUGGAGGUGUGCGGGACCUUGGCCAGUAUUUCAAGGACGAUGAUUUGGCCUCUGAAGAUGCUAAAGUCGCUAAAUCCCUGACCCGUUUUGCUGAUGCUAUGACAGAAGUGAUGAAAUAUUUUUCAAUGUUGAUGGACCAAGCAAACAGAUCUGUUUGCAAAAAUAUUAACAAUUUUAUAAAACAAGAUAUCAGAAAAGUGAAAGAAGCAAAGAAAUAUUUUGAGAAAAUCAGUGAUGAGAUGGACAAUGCCUUGAUAAAAAACUCUAAUGCCCUUCGCAGCAAACCUCAGGAAUGUGAGGAUGCAACAAAUGGAUUGAUAGCUAUGAGUUCUGCUUUUGCACACAAUUCUUUGGACUAUGUGUACCAGAUCAAUGUUCUGCGAUUGAAGAAACGAUUUGAUGUCUUAGAAACUAUGUUAUCUUUCAUGAAUGCUCAGAAUACAUACUUUCAUCAGGGCCAUGACCUUUUCAUCGAUUUAGACCCUUACGUCAAGAAUGUCAGAGACCAGGUGGAAGAGCUCAGUCGCAAAGCAACCGUUGAGAAGAAAGAAAUGGAGGAGCGACAUGACCUCGUUAGGGAACAGACUUUCAAAAUAACCAAAAAAAUGCAGUCUGUGAAGGUUACCAAAAAACGGUGGCUGAGAAAACGAGCAAGCAAAGACUUUGGCAAAGUGGCUGACAAGCGCUUAUCAAUGGACACCAUUUAUGCUCUUAACGACGAGUUUAAUGAUGCGACCACAUUCUUCAAACAAGACACGAGAUAUAAUGGACGGAAAUCGUCUCUCUCCACUUUAGUGCAUUUAUUCUGUACCAAGAAUCAGUCCUUCCCUACUGAAAACUUAGAGUUGGCAUCGAGUGCGCCUUUCCAACCUGAGGACAGUGAUAAGAAAAUGGAAGGUUAUCUCUUCAAACGCACGACCAAUGCAUUCAAGUCAUGGGUUAGGCGCUGGUUUGCCAUUCAAGACAAUCAGUUGGUUUAUCGGAAACGCUCCAAAGACAGCCAGACCAUAAUGGAAGAAGACCUACGCUUGUGUACCGUGAAACCUGUCUAUGAAAUUGACCGACGUUUCUGCUUUGAAGUUGUCUCCCCUGCAAGGAAUCACAUUCUACAGGCAGACUCUGAACAUUUGUGCCAGAAGUGGAUCAGCGCCAUUCAAGCUGGAGUUUCCAAAGCUUACAGUUCUGAGAGUAAUCAAACCGAUGAAAAAAAUGAGAACUAUGGAACCAGUGGCGGCGGCGGCAAUGUUCCUGAUAAUGUUGGUGGCAACUCUAACUCAAACUCUCCCUCGACACAGAACUCGAAACAGCAAAGCAAGUCCCAACUACGUAUGAACCAACUUCUAUCUAUACCUGGUAACGACCGCUGCUGUGACUGUAACUCUCCUGACCCACGAUGGGCCAGUAUUAACCUUGGCAUAACGCUAUGCAUAGAAUGUUCUGGAAUACACAGGAGUUUUGGAGUCCAUAUGUCAAAAGUGCGGUCAAUAAUGCUGGAUGCCUGGGAACCAGAACUGUUGAAGGUCAUGGCAGAACUUGGUAAUGACGUUGUCAACAGGACCUAUGAGAGCACCGUAGAUGAAUCCAUUGCACCACAUGCAACUCCUGACUGCACCAGGGGUAUCCGAGAGGCGUGGAUAAGAUCUAAAUAUAUCCAGAAAGCCUUUGUUAGCAAAUUACCUGGUUUCAAAGACAACAGCAGUGAAAAGAUCCAAAGCUGGAGUGUACGGAAGCGGACGAAAAGAUCUCCUGGUCGAUCUCUCAUCAAAGAUGAUAACUUGUCAACUACUCAGCCAUCAGAGAAACUGGAAAAUUCUAGUGACUUAAUGAAAGCUGUUCUUUCAGUAUCCACGGCAACCUCGAAGGACAAUGGCAAUGGGCACCGAAAUUCAGAAGUUCUUGUGUUUGGCUCCGAUGUGGAAUUACCUGAAGUGAACCCAAGUAAAUUCCUUGAUCUUGACCUGGACAGCUCUGAAGACUCCUCUACAGAAACUGAAGACACGGAAGAUGCCAAGUCAACAACUUCCUGGGAAGACAUGAGCAAGCUCGACCCAAACAUGUUAUUAUACAAGGCAGCACAAGCCCGUAACCUUCCAGUAAUGGUCGAAGCUUUAGCACAUGGUGGAAAUUCAAAUUGGAUCAACGAAGAAGAUGAAGGGAAGACACCGCUUAUGAAGUCAGUGGAAACGGGUUCUUUAGCUGCCUGCGAGUUUCUCCUGCUCAACGGUGCUAAGUUGGAUCGACGGGACCAGAAGGGAAGAACUCCCUUACAUCACGCUACGAUACAUGGCUACACUGGGCAAGUAUGCCAGUUUUUGAAACGUGGUGCAGAUCGACAUGCCAAAGAUAAUGAAGGCAAGGAUGCUGAAACAAUUGCUAUCGAAGCCACCAAUGCCGACAUAGUCACACUAUUGAGAUUAGCCCGAUUGAACGAAGAAAUGAGUACGGACGGUGAUGAAAUGUACAAUGAUGUGUUCCGAGACUUCAGUAACAUGGCCUCACACAAUCCAGAAAAGUUGAAACGGAAAUAGCGAACUGUUUGUUCCACUUUGCUCCAAGACAGGCAUGCAGUGACCACAUAUAUAUAUAUACAUAUAUAUAUAUAAUGUGUGUAUAAAUAUAUGUAUAUGU